Zootoca vivipara (common lizard) is the source of this 3067-nucleotide messenger RNA. It is a transcript of the gene TBC1D17, whose product is annotated as TBC1 domain family member 17. The record is from RefSeq and is a predicted model, not a curated record. Lineage: Eukaryota; Metazoa; Chordata; Lepidosauria; Squamata; Lacertidae. Gene Ontology annotation, molecular function: GTPase activator activity. Gene Ontology annotation, biological process: activation of GTPase activity.
AGCAGGAAAUGACGGUUUGUUUUUCCGGAAGUGGCUGUCAGGGAGAAUGGAGUUAGGGGGCUGCAGGGUUGCAUUUGAGAAGGAUGGUGUCUAUUUACACACCAGCGCAAAGCGUCAUCCUGACCAGGAUUCCCUUAUCCCGGGGGUUAUCCGCAUAAUCGAGAAGGGUUCGGAUACUUUGCUACAAUGGACACCCAUAGAAGAGUCAUCAGAUGCUGCUCAGAUUACAUAUACCAAGAAGGACCCAGUGGGCUGCCAGACUGAAGAAGAAAUCUUUGAUCCGGGGUAUGAACCGGACUGGGCUGUGAUCAGUACAGUGGGGACCCGGGCUCGGGCACAAGAGGAAACAAAUGCAGCUUCCGGGCCCAAAUCUCCGGUCCCACGUGGUCAGUGGGCCUUCUCCCUCAGCUUGUCUGAGCUGAAAUCCAUCCGCAAGAGCAAGCCAGGUUUGGGCUGGUCAUACCUCAUCUUCAUCACCAAAGACGGCAUCUCCAUUCAAGCCCUGCACUUCCACCGUGGAGGCACCAAAGCCCUGCUCAAGGCGCUCUGCAAAUAUGUUAUCAUAGCCACCUCCCCCAAAGAUUCCCGCCUCUACUUGGUUUACACUCAUGAUUCGUACGCCCUCUCCCACUCCUUUGAUGAGCUUCAACUCUUCGAUGACAGCUCUUCCAACCUUGUGUCGCGGUUCCUGCAGGAUCCUUAUGCUGCCACAUUCGGUGGCUUCUCCAAAGUCACCAACUUCUUCCGUGGGGCUCUGCACCAUGAGGACGGCGUCAUCCAGCAUUCCCAUGGUGACCCAGCUGCUGCCAACGUUGAGGAUGAGACAGGCUUUGAAGUUAUCACCUGUCAGGCACGGCUAGGAGAGCGUCCAUCUGUCCAGCGGGAGGCUCCCGUCUCGGAGCAGGAAUGGGAGCAGCACUUGGACCCAGAUGGGCGUGUGAGGGACCCCGUUGCCUUGCGCAGAAGGAUCUUCGCUGGGGGUCUCAACAUGUCAUCACGCAAAGAAGCCUGGAAAUGCCUUUUGGGCUAUUACUCAUGGGACAACACCAGUGAAGAGAACAAGGCACAAGUGAGGCGGAAAACAGAUGAGUACUUCCGCAUGAAACUACAGUGGAAGUCGGUCAGCGAGGAACAGGAACAGCGGAACUCCUUGCUGCGUGGCUACCGCAGCCUGAUUGAAAGAGACGUGAGCCGCACGGAUAGGAACAACAAAUUCUACGAGGGCAGCGAGAACCCUGGUCUAGUGCUCCUGAAUGAUGUGCUGAUGACGUAUUGCAUGUACAACUUUGACCUGGGCUAUGUCCAAGGCAUGAGCGACCUCCUGUCCCCCAUUCUCUACGUCACCCAGAAUGAAGUGGACGCUUUCUGGUGUUUCUGUGGUUUUAUGGAGCUGGUGCACCGCAAUUUUGAAGAAAGCCAGGAGUCCAUGAAGCGACAGCUGUCUCAGCUCAAUUUGCUCCUUAGGGUGCUGGACCCCCCACUCUGUGACUUCCUAGACUCUAAGGAAUCUGGCACCUUGUGCUUCUGCUUCCGAUGGAUCUUGAUCUGGUUCAAGAGGGAAUUUGCCUUCUCUGAAAUUCUUCAGCUAUGGGAGGUGCUGUGGACGGGACUGCCUUGCCCCAAUUUCCACCUGCUGGUGGCCUGUGGCAUUCUGGAUGCAGAGAGGCAGGCACUCAUGAACUCUGGCUUUGGCUUCAAUGAGAUCCUGAAGCACAUCAAUGAGCUUACCAUGAAGAUGAGUGUGGAAGACAUCUUAUGCCGGGCUGAGGCGAUCUACAGGCAGCUGGCAGCUACUCCAGAUUUACCCCGUAAUGUCCAGGAAUUGCUGGGGCUCUCUGAGGGCAAAUCUCCAACACCCAGCACCGACACAGCCAGCUCCCCGCAGCCGCUGUCACCCAGCCAGGCCCAGGAGAUGGAGCUGACGGACAGUGUUUCCCCAAGCCAGCCAGACAGCAGCAUCGAAAUCCUGCCUACUGAGGAGGCCUCCACCUCGCAGUCGCUCUCUCCUUGAAAACCUCCUGUUGUUUUUGUUGCUGCUGCUGCUGCCACCACCACCACCUUCUUAACACAAGCACUUUAACCAGAUAAGGGUGAGGGCUGGGAAGGGAGGCAGGGUAGAGGCUUUGGGAUGUGUUUCUUUUCCUCCCUGGGAUUUAAUUAGUCAAACAAACACCAACCCUCUCUAAAAGCAAGUAGGGCUUGGGAAUGGCUGUGUUCUUCCAGAGUUCCCCAGUGCUCAGUGUGCCUUUCCCACAAUGCACUGGGACAUGGCUAUCUCUCUUAGAAUGCGGAAGGGCUCGCUUUUGAGGUCAGCUUCCUUCCCGGGAUGCGCAGAGACAGAAAGGAGCAAGUUGAAGGCAUCCAUGACUUUCUCAUCCAAUUUGGGUCCUGAAGUGUUGCAGCUGAGUCUCCUAAAUUCUCCCUUCUGUUCCCGCUGCCUUUUUUCGUGACACACCUGUUUUGCUUCUAUGUCAUGCGCACCUCCCUCUGUGGCAUUUGAGGCUUGUCUACUAAGCAUCAAUCUGAUGGCGACAUCUUUAUUAUUAUUUUUGUUACUGUUUCCGGUUGCUAAUGAAACCUGUGCCUCAGCCCACAAACACGUUCUUUGGCAAAGAGAAAUGGGCAGCAGGUCAGAGCAACUGGAAAUGAGGAAUCCUUAGCAAGAGGCUAGUUGGUGGAGGGAGGCUUGGUUCUCCCUGAGAAGAACAUGGAGUCAGUGGUUACGGCAGCGGAGGCUGCAAGGCAGAGCUCUUAGUUCCUUGGUCCUUUGCCAGGGAGUUCCUGUUGACGUAGCUCCUUGUGCUUCCCUCCCUUGGCUGGAAGAUUGUCUCCCUCCCUACUUGCCGCAUUCCUUUUUUUAGUAGGUUGCUUAUGAACUGACAACAGUUGGAUACGAGGGGAAAGGAUCUCUGAUUUUGUUCUUUUGUGCCUCUCCAGCCUGGCGGGCAUGGGGGUUCAAUGCUUUGUCUGCAUAUGCCCCACUUCUGAUUAUUGAACUGCAUCCUUCUCAGCCCUUACCUUGGCUCCUUCGUUUCCUUUAUAACAUAACAUUAAAAAUGUAAUGUCA